Molecule: messenger RNA, 7818 nt
Organism: Zootoca vivipara (common lizard)
Lineage: Eukaryota; Metazoa; Chordata; Lepidosauria; Squamata; Lacertidae
Source: RefSeq, a predicted model, not a curated record
GGGGAGCUCAGAUAUAUCAACGGGAUGGCGCACUUCCACCGGCCUGAUCGCUCCAGCAUCCCACAGGAUGGGCACGGAGACAGCCGGGCACCUACUGGCAUUGCUCCUGGUACUCGAGGGCAUUGCCGUGGGAUGCCAAAGCAGAGGCGAACCGUUCAGGGCAAAUCAGUUCCUCGGGGCUGAGCUACCACCAAAGCCUUUCACAGCAAAAUCCGUCCUCACCAGCUGCGACUUCGAUGACGCCGGCAGCCCAUUCUGUGAUUGGACCCAGCCUAAGGAUGACAGCGGGGAGUGGCUCCGAGGAGAGGGGAGGAAGCCCGGGGAGAGCCCUGGACCGCCAGGAGGGGUCCCCGAACGGAGAGGGCAUUACGUCUACCCGGAGGAAGGAGAAUCUGGGCAGUUGCAGAGCCCGGAUCUGGACCCGGCUGCGCCAGAGACCUGCGUCAAGUUCCUCUACUACCUGUACAGCCUAGAUAGCAAGGGCCAGCUGGCGGUGAAAGUUCAAGAUCCUUCGGGGAAUGUCUCCACCCUGUGGACACGGCGAGGGAUGGAGAGUUCGGCCUGGCUGCUGGGAGCUGUGACUGUCCAGAAUCCGGUGCAACGGCCCUUCAAGGUUGUUUUCGCUGCCACCCAGGUCAAGACUGAUGAAAUCACAAUCGCUUUAGACAGCAUCUCUGUCAGGAUUGGACCUUGUGCACCCUGUGUGACCGGGUGCGAUUUUGACGACGACGGCAACCUCUGCCAAUGGGAGAAUCCGGUUGACGGAGACGUCCAGUGGGAGCAGUGGGUUGGGGCCGGGGACCUGUCUGGAGUGGGGCCAGAGGACGACUUCUCCAAACCCGGCUUUGGCUCCUACAUGUUGCUCAAUUCUUGGGGCGGCAGCAGCGGCACGGCCCUCCUGAAGAGCCCCCUCUACCAGUCCCUGGGAGGCUGCCUCUCUCUCAGCUUCUACUAUACGUUGCACGGCGUCUCCAACGACACAGGCCUGAGAGUGUACGCGGCACAGCCAGGGGGUGAGCUGGGGCCCGUCUUGCUGAGUUUCACGGGGGAACACGGACCCAACUGGAAACCGGGAAGAGCCACCUACUCAGGGAGAUCAGAGAACGUCCAGUUCAUCAUCGAAGGCACCUACGCAGGGAAGCCUGGCGUCGCGGUGGACAGCGUGAGGAUCUCGCCCUGCGAAGAGACUUUCGCCGAAUGCAACUUCAACGAUGAAGCGGACCCGUUCUGUGGCUGGCUGCAGCCCAGCGACAAUGCGGCGAACUGGACGUGGGCAAAGGGGUUCACACCAACAGAAGAGACGGGGCCCCCGGGCGACUAUCCCGACGGCGAGGGCCACUAUGUCUACGUGGAAGCAGGUUGCACGAAGCCAGGCCAGGCCACGCGUCUGUCCAGCCGGGGCUUCUGCACGGACACCGAGGCCUGCGUGGAAUUCUACUACUACAUGUAUGGCAUCGUGGAAGUCGACACCCAGCUCCGGGUUCUGGCGCACGGCCCAUCUGGACCCACCACCCUCCUCUGGAGCCGGACUGGGAUCCAAAGCCCCGCCUGGCUCUUGGGGUCUGUGACGGUGCCCUACGGGGGUCCCCAGCCCAGCAAGGUCGUUUUCGAGGUCGUCCGGGGCAGCAACCCGUAUAUGGACGUGGCUCUGGACAACAUUUCCAUACGCAAGGGAGCGUGUGCAGAUACCCCAACGCCCCCACCCACCUCCUCAGCUGCCACAACCACCACCACAAGCAGACCCGGCCCCAUAACAACCACCGGGACCAGCCCCACAACCACCAACGGGACCAGCCCCACAACCACAAGAGGACCGAGCCCCACAACCACAACUGUGAGCAGUCCCACAACCACCAACGGGACCAGCCCCACAACCACCACCGUUGGACCCAGCCCCACAACCACCAAUGGGACCAGCCCCACAACCACAACUGUGAGCAGCCCCACAACCACUAAUUGGACCAGCCCCACAACCACCACCAGUGGACCCAGCCCCACAACCACCAACGGGACCAGCCCCACAACCACAACUGUGACCAGCCCCACAACCACAACUGUGACCAGCCCCACAACCACAACUGUGACCAGCCCCACAACCACCACCAGUGGACCCAGCCCCACAACCACCAACGGGACCAGCCCCACAGCCACAACUGUGACCAUCCCCACAACCACCAGUGGACCCAGCCCCACAACCACAACUGUGACCAGCCCCACAACCACUAAUGGGACCAACCCCACAACCACAACUGUGACCAGCCCCACAACCACCAAUGGGACCAGCCCCACCACCACCACCAGUGGACCCAGCCCCACAACCACAAACGGGACCAGCCCCACAACCACCAGUGGACCCAGCCCCACAACCACCAAUGGGACCAGCCCCACAACCACAACUGUGACCAGCCCCACAACCACUAAUGGGACCAGCUCCACAACCACCACCAGUGGACCCAGCCCCACAACCACCAACGGGACCAGCCCCACAACCACCAGUGGACCCAGCUCCACAACCACCAAUGGGACCAGCCCCACAACCACAACUGUGACCAGCCCCACAACCACAACUGUGACCAGCCCCACAAUCACUAAUGGGACCAGCCCCACAACCACAAGUGUGACCAGCCCCACAACCACAAGUGUGACCAGCCCCACAACCACCAACGGGACCAGCCCCACCACCACCACCAGUGGACCCAGCCCCACAACCACCAACGGGACCAGCCCCACAACCACCAGUGGACCCAGCCCCACAACCACUAAUGGGACCAGCCCCACAACUGCGACCAGCCCCACAACCACCACCAGUGGACCCAGCCCCACAACCACCACCAGUGGACCCAGCCCCACAACCACCAACGGGACCAGCCCCACAACCACUAAUGGGACCAGCCCCACAACUGUGACCAGCCCCACAACCACAACUGUGACCAGCCCCACAACCACCAGUGGACCCAGCCCCACAACCACCAACGGGACCAGCCCCACAACCACGAGUGGACCCAGCCCCACAACCACUAAUGGGACCAGCCCCACAACCACAACUGUGACCAGCCCCACAACCACCAAUGGGACCAGCCCCACAACCAUCAACGGGACCAGCCCCACAACCACCAGUGGACCCAGCCCCACAACCACCAGUGGACCCAGCCCCACAACCACCAACGGGACCAGCCCCACAACCACCAACGGGACCAGCCCCACAACCACAACUGUGACCAGCCCCACAACCACCAAUGGGACCAGCCCCACAACCACAACUGUGAGCAGCCCCACAACCACCAACGGGACCAGCCCCACAACCACAACUGUGACCAGCCCCACAACCACCAACGGGACCAGCCCCAUAACCACAACUGUGACCAGCCCCACAACCACCAACGGGACCAGCCCCACAACCACAACUGUGACCAGCCCCACAACCAACAACGGGACCAGCCCCAUAACCACGAGUGGACCCAGCCCCACAACCACCACCGGGGCCACGUCCAUCCAGUCCACAGUGGUCACCAGUCCGACUACCACCCCGGAAAGGCGCACCUCCACCCCUUCGGUCUCUACUACAACAACCACCACGGCGAAACCCCCUGUGCCGCCUGCAGAGCAGGAGACCUGCACCAUCUCCGGAGACCCCCACUACGCCACCUACGACAGCCGCCGCUUCGACUUCAUGGGGACCUGCACUUACCUGCUCUCCGCCCCCUGCAACGCCACCUCGGGGCUGCCCGCCUUCAGGGUGGAGGCCACCAACGAGCACCGAGGCGGCAACAAGCACGUCUCGUACGUCAAGUCCGUCAGCGUGGAGGUCUAUGGGUCACGGAUCGGGCUGCUCAAGGGGCGCCGAGUCACGGUGGACGGCCAGCGUGUUACGUUGCCGGUUUCCCUGGCCGGUGGGCGGGUGUCCGUGCGCCUGAGCGGCACCUUUGUCCUGGUCCAAACAGACUUCAGCCUCUGGGUGCGCUUCGAUGGGAACCACCACGCGGAAGUCUCCGUCCCGGAGGCCUACUUUGGGCAGCUCUGCGGCCUCUGUGGGAAUUACAACGGACAAUCUUCUGACGACAAUCUCAUGCCCGACGGCACCUCAGCCGGAAACGAUGCCAACAAGCUGGGCGAGAGCUGGCAGGUCCCAGGCGCCACAGACCCAGGCUGCACCAACUCAGGAGACCCAGGAGAGUGUGACAAGGAGAUCGAGGCGGAUGCUAAGGAACCUACUAGUUGCGGGAUCCUCACGGACCCUCAAGGUCCGUUUGCCCCAUGCCAUAACAAGGUGCCCCCCGAGGGGGCGUUUCAAAACUGUGUGUACGAUCUCUGUGGCACCGGGGGGGACACAGGCUCCCUCUGCUUCGCCCUGCAGUCCUACGCCGACAGGUGCGCCCAAGCCGGAAUCCCCAUCGCCUGGAGGAACAGCAGCUUCUGCCCCCUGAACUGCCCUCCUGGUAGCAACUACACAUCUUGUGGGCCAGCCUGCCCGGCCACCUGCAUCGAGCCCACCUCCAGGGACAGCUGCAACCUGCCCUGUGUGGAGGGCUGUACCUGCAACGAGGGCUUCGUCCUCAGCGGAGACCAGUGUGUCCCCCAUAGCCAGUGUGGCUGCACAGACCCCGACGGGCAAUACCAUCCGGUUGGGGAGAGCUGGAUGGGGAACAGCAACUGCACCCAGCGCUGUACCUGUGCCCCUCUCAACAACAUCACCUGCGAGGAGUGGAGCUGCAGCCCCGUCCAAGAGUGUCAGCCCGUAGAGGGUCUCCUGGGUUGCCAAGACACCGGAGUGGCUGCCUGCCAUGUGGCCGGGGACCCCCACUACUACACCUUCGAUGGCAGCAUGGUCUCCUUCAUGGGCACCUGCACUUACACCUUGGUGACGGUGUGCCACAGCGACCCCCGCCUCCCGGCCUUCAACAUCACCGCCAAAAACGAGGAGCGGGGGCAGCCCGAAGCCUCCUACCUCCGCCUCGUGACUGUGGAGGUUGCCGGAGCCACGGUCACCCUGCAGAAAAGUCGGCGGGUGCUGAUAGAUGGCCAACGUGUCCGGACCCCCGUGGAGGGCCGCAUUCCUGGCGUCUCCAUCACCACAAGCGGGAUCUAUGUGGUCCUGGAGACUGAUUUCGGGCUGGUGGUCAAGUUUGACGGAAACCACCACCUGGAGAUCCAGCUGCCUGGAACUUACUUUGACAAGGUGUGUGGUAUGUGUGGCAGCUUCAACAACCAGAGCGGAGAUGACCUCUUGAUGCCCAACGGGCACUUGGCCGCCAACGCCAGCCAGUUUGGGAACAGCUGGAAGGCACCAGGAGACGCUGACCCGGGCUGCCAGCCAGACAACCGCGAGGACCUGGAACCCGCCUGCUCGGUCCAGGAGAUGGAACGCCUUCGCGGCCAGUGCCGUGAGAUCCUGGGGCCCAAGUACGAGUCCUGCCACAGCACCAUCGACCCCCAGCCCUUCUUCCAGAACUGCCUGUACGACAUGUGCGAGUACCAGGGCAUGGCCUCGGUGCUCUGCGACAACAUCCAGUCCUACGUGGAAGCCUGCAAGAGCCAGGGUGUGGACACCAUCUCGUGGAGGAACAGCACCUUCUGCCCCCUGCCCUGCUCCCCUCACAGCCACUACACCGAGUGCGCCUCUCCCUGCCCGGCCACCUGCUCCAACCUUUAUGCCCCAGCCAGCUGCCAGCGCCGCACGACCUGCAUGGAGGGGUGCGCCUGCGACCGGGGCUACGUGCUGAGCGACGACAGCUGCGUCUUGAUGCGGGACUGCGGGUGCCUGAGCGCCCAGCACGAGUACUACAACCCCGGAGAAACCUGGGUGACGGCCAACUGCCUCGAACGCUGCACCUGCGUCGGAAACGGGAAGAUCACCUGCCAGGCCUUCCGGUGCCUGGAUGGGUCUGUGUGUGCCCUCAGCAGCACGGGGCUUCGCUACUGCCGCCCAACCAGAUUCCACCAGUGCGUGAUUUCCGGAGACCCGCACUACAACACUUUUGACAACUUCGCCCACCACUUCCAGGGACGCUCCACUUACUACUUGACCAGGACCCUGGGUGACCUUCCGGACUCUCUCGAACCCCUCUCCGUAGCUGGCAGGAACCGCCGCCGCCUCCCUUUCCAAAGCGUCUCCUUCCUGCGCGAGGUCUACGUCGAGGUGUACGGCUACAGCAUCAAGCUGUUGCAGGGGAGGAAGACGGCGGUAAAUGGUGUGAUGGUCACUACCCCGUACUCCCCACGGGACGGGCUCCAGAUCACCCAGAGAGGCCGCACCAUCUGCGUAGAAACAGACUUUGGGCUCUCCGUUUACUUUGACGGCCAGGAUUUUGGUGAGAUCGUCCUCCCCAGCACCUAUCGGAACCAUGUGGGAGGGCUCUGCGGGAAUUACGACGGGCAGCGGAACAACGAGUACAUGAAACCUGACAGAACGUGGACCCGGAGCCUCAACACCUUCGGGAACAGCUGGGAGAUCAUGAUCCUCGGCAGAGGAAGGGAGCCUGACAGCCAUCCUCGCAUCAGGCGUGAGGAACCAUCAGAUGAAGCCGAGUCCGGGUUUGAAAUCACCUGCAGCCCAGAGCAACUGAUGAAUGUCAAUGGGACGGGCGUCUGUGGGGCCCUCUCUGACCCCCAGGGGCCUUUCUCCACCUGCCACGGCGUCCUGUCACCCAGCCCUUUCCAAGAGAACUGCGUGUACGACCUCUGCGCUCUCUUUGGCGACACUGAGCUCUUAUGCCAAGAUUACGAUGCCUAUGCCAAGCUCUGCCAGGAGGAGGGGGUCACCCUGGGACCCUGGAGGGAGAAGACAGGCUGUGGUAAGAGAUUCCCCCACCCAAGAGAAACCGAGCACACGCCCUUCCUUGCCCAGCUGCAAACACAGCAGUCAUGCCAGGCUGCCGGCGGGUCUUGCUCUGACGUAGCUGCUGCUACCUCCCUUCUGCUUACUCCUGUGCCCCCCAAUAGGAGGGGACUUUUUUAAAGGCUCUGAGCCAGGGGCGUACCCAGGAUCAAAACUGGGGGGGGCAAGACAUGGUCAACUAAAAUACUGAUCAACUAGCGGCUCAGUACAGUGACGCAGAACUUGGUUUUUACACCAUUUCAGUGUGGUAAACAACUGAUUAUUCCCCAUCGCCCUACCUAAUUUUGUUUCUUUCAUCACUUUAUAACCAUUUGAUUAUUAUUUUUUGCUUCGGGGGGGCAGCUGCCCCCACUGCCCUAUGCUGGGUACGCCCAUGCUCUGAGCCAUUUCCUUAGCGCUCCUGAGUCCAGCCUGCAGCCUAGCACACCACGCUCUCCCCGAGUCUCUUCCAGACCUCAGAGAAGGUUCUGGUCGCUUGCAACGCCAAUCCCAAACACUUCAGCAGUCAAAUGAAGGAAGUUUACUAGGAACAAAAGGUAGGGGGGGAAAGCAGCCAGGAGGUCAAAACGGAACACAAAAUAAACCCGAGCCCUGUGGCUCUAAAACGGAACCAGUCCUAGCCUAUCCACAACCCUCGUUGUUCAACUUUACUCACCAAGAAUCUGCAAGGCUGGCCAGUUUCAUAGAAGAUCCCAGCUAGGAUCUGGAAGGAGAACAGGAUCCCCUGAUCUUGGGGGGGGGGGCACAAGAAGCAGCUCAGCUUUUUAAAGGGUCUUUCCUCCCCUAAUGAUGAAUGCGGCAGCCUCCCUUAGGGCCUGAGCUGUCCUCCCAUUUCUCCUCCUUCACAACCCCUUCUCCCUCAGCCGAGGGCCCCGUGCCCAGAGCAUGGGGCCACAUCCAGGGCCCACACCCCGGAGGAUAGGGCCCAAGCCAGUGGGUUCAAAUGACAAGGAAGGAGAUUCUGUCCAACUGAGUCCGUUCCC